Molecule: messenger RNA, 2270 nt
Organism: Salvia miltiorrhiza (redroot sage)
Lineage: Eukaryota; Viridiplantae; Streptophyta; Magnoliopsida; Lamiales; Lamiaceae
Product: (-)-germacrene D synthase-like
Exons: 7
Coding region: 58-1737 (559 amino acids)
Biological process (GO): diterpenoid biosynthetic process
Molecular function (GO): magnesium ion binding; terpene synthase activity
Source: RefSeq, a predicted model, not a curated record
AUAAAUACAACAAAAAAUAAACUAAAAUUAUUCAAACACAAUUCAUAGUGAAAAAAAAUGUCUCAAAUAUAUGCAUCUGCUGCUCCCAUUUCUACAAAGAAAACAAAUGUAGAUGAUAUUCGUCGAUCUGUAACAUAUCAUCCCAGCGUUUGGAAAGAUUAUUUUCUUGCAUACACUAACGAUGUUACGGAAAUCAGUGGUGAUGAGAAGGAGCAACUCGAAAAGCAAAAGGAAAAGGUGAAGAAGUUGGUAGCCGAGACUCCAAAUGAUUCAACGGUGAAGAUGGAGCUGAUCGAUGCAAUCCAACGGCUAGGAGUUGGCUAUCAUUUUGAAAAGGAAAUCGGGGAAUCCUUGAGACAAAUUCACGAAAAUUAUGAAAUACAAAGUCGCAAAGACAAGGGCGAUCUUCGUGUUCUUGCUCUUCGUUUUCGUCUGCUUAGACAGCAAGGUUACCGCGCCCCAUGCGAUGUGUUUGACGAAUUCAUAGACGAAGAGGGAAAUUGGAAGGAGUCGUUGUUGAUAAACGAUGUUGAAGGGAUGCUAAGCUUGUAUGAGGCUUCGAAUUAUGGGAUAAACGGGGAGGAAAUUCUUGACAAAGCCUUAGAAUUUACUUCUACUCAUCUUGAAUCUUUACUCUCACAUCAAAUCAACUCUUCUCUGUGUAAACGAGUGAAAGAAGCUCUGGAUAUGCCAAUUAGCAAGACUUUGAUGAGACUCGGAGCUAAGAAAUUCAUAUAUAUGUAUCAAGAAGAUGAGUCGCAUAAUGAAAUAUUAUUGAAGUUUGCAAAAUUGGACUUCAAUAUUUUGCUGAAAAUACACCAGAGAGAGCUACACCACAUUACAAGGUGGUGGGAGGAUUUAGAGUUUGGAAAAAAACUACCUUUUGCAAGAGACAGAGUGGUGGAGUGCUAUUUUUGGAUUUUGGGAGUCUAUUUUGAGCCACAAAACGACACUGCAAGAUUAUUCCUAACCAAAGUCAUAGCUAUAACUUCUAUCCUUGAUGAUAUUUAUGAUAUUAAAGGAACUUUAGAUGAACUCCGACGUUUAACCCAUGCUAUUCAAAGGUGGAAUAUUAGCGCCGCAGAUGAAUUUCAAUUGCCACCGUAUAUAAGAAUAUGUUACGAAGCUCUUUUAGGUGUUUAUGAAGAAAUGGAAAUUGAAAUGGCAAAACGAGGUGAAUCAUAUCGCCUUCAAUAUGCGAAAAAAGAGAUGAUAAAGCUGAUAACGGCAUAUAUGAAGGAGGCAGAAUGGUGCUAUAGCAAUUAUGUUCCAACAAUGGAGGAAUAUAUGAAAUUGGCACUUGUAUCUGGUGCUUACAUGAUGCUAUCAACAACCUCUUUAGUUGGAAUGAGAGAUCCUAUUACCAAAACUGAUUUUGAUUGGAUUACAAGUGAGCCACCAAUUUUACGAGCCUCAUCGAUUAUUUGUAGAUUAAUGGACGACAUGGUGGGACAUGGGAUUGAGGAAAAGAUCACAAGCGUGGAUUGCUACAUGAAAGAAAAUGAGUGCUCAAAGAUGGAAGCUUUUAGUGAAUUUGGGAAGCAAGUGAAUAAAGCAUGGAAGGAUAUGAACGAAGAGUGCCUCGAGCCAAGGCCGGCAUCUAUGCCGAUUCUUAUUCGCAUUUUCAAUCUUGCUCGUGUCAUAAAUUUAUUGUAUGUUGAUGAAGAUGCAUAUGGAAAUUCCAGCACUAAGACCAAAGAGUUGGUUAAAUCUGUGCUCGUGGAAACCGUGGACUAAAGUACUAUAUAAUCAUAUUGGAAUAAUAAAUGUAACUCACAUGUAAGUUUAUAACAUUUUAGUGCAAAUUGGGGGCGAUGGUCAGGCCGGAGCUCUUCGAGGGAUCAUGUCUUCUUCCAUUGCCAUUUUGGGCGUCAGGACUUGGGCGAUGGUUAGUCCGGAGCUCAUGCAUGGUUUCGUCGCCUCCUGGUUGUUAUUUUUCUUUUUUCCAGUUUAUUUCUAGAUGAGUACUCUUUUUCCUCUGCAAGUUUUUUCCCUAUGGAUUUUGCUUGCAGAGGUUUUAAUGAGGCUCGGCCCUUAAUUUACUUCAUCUUUAUGCUUUUAAGGGUUUCUUAGAUUCCUUUUCCUUUUCUUUUCAUAUAAUCGCAUUCAAUCUAAUGUGAGCUGGGGGGUGGGGGAUGGGGGAUGGGGGAUGGGGGUUGUUGAACCUUGUAUCUCUAUUUUCAUAAAAGUUAUGACAUUCAAUAAAAAUAAAUGCCAUGAUGUGUUUACAACGGCCUAUGUAUAUUCAAUAAAAUUUAUGCAUAUUUUUA